GAAGACUCUUAGGCAAUUAGUUAUCUGGGACUUUCUCCCUGAAGACUUAGGUUGCUCAGCAAGUCACUGUUGGGAUGAAGCUUUAUGGCCUUGGAGUCCUGGUAACCAUCAUCCUCUGUGAGCACCAUGGCCUGGCCUUUCAGAGUGGCCAGGUUUUAUCUGCCCUUCCAAGAACCUCCAGGCAAGUUCAACUUCUUCAGAAUCUUACUACAACUUAUGAGGUUGUCCUCUGGCAGCCAGUGACAGCUGAAUUCAUCGAGAAGAAAAAAGAAGUACACUUUUUUGUGAAUGCAUCUGACGUGGACAGUGUUAAAGCCCAUUUAAAUGUGAGCAGAAUUCCAUUUAACGUCCUGAUGGACAAUGUGGAGGAUCUAAUUGAACAGCAGACGUCCAAUGACACGGUCAGCCCCCGCGCCUCCUCCUCAUACUACGAACAGUAUCACUCGCUAAAUGAAAUCUAUUCCUGGAUAGAAGUUAUAACUGAACAGCAUCCUGACAUGCUCCAGAAAAUCUACAUUGGAUCAUCGUAUGAGAAGUACCCACUUUAUGUUUUAAAGGUCUCAAGAAAGGAACAAAGAAUCAAAAAUGCCAUAUGGAUAGACUGUGGAAUCCAUGCCAGAGAGUGGAUUUCACCUGCUUUCUGCUUGUGGUUCAUAGGCUACGUAACGCAAUUCCAUGGGACAGAAAAUAUGUAUACCAAACUUCUGAGGCACGUGGAUUUCUACAUUAUGCCAGUGAUGAAUGUGGAUGGCUAUGACUACACAUGGAAAAAGGAUCGAAUGUGGAGAAAGAACCGCUCUCUCCACAAGAACAACCGCUGCGUGGGCACAGACCUGAACAGGAACUUCGCUUCCCGACACUGGUGCGAGAAAGGUGCAUCAAGUUUCUCCUGCUCUGAAACCUACUGUGGACUUUAUCCUGAGUCUGAGCCAGAGGUGAAGGCAGUGGCUGGCUUCCUGAGAAAAAAUAUCAACCACAUUAAAGCUUACAUCAGUAUGCACUCAUACUCCCAGCAAAUACUCUUCCCCUAUUCCUAUAACAGAAGCAAAAGCAAGGACCAUGAGGAACUGUCUCUAGUGGCCAGUGAAGCAGUUCAUGCCAUUGAGAGUGUUAAUAAGAACACCAGAUACACGCAUGGCAGUGGCUCAGAAAGUUUAUAUCUAGCUCCUGGAGGCUCUGAUGAUUGGAUCUAUGAUUUGGGCAUCAAAUAUUCGUUUACGAUUGAACUUCGAGACACAGGCAGAUACGGAUUCUUGCUGCCUGAGAGAUACAUCAAACCCACUUGUGCAGAAGCUUUGGCCGCAGUCUCUAAAAUAGCUUGGCAUGUCAUCAGAAACAGUUAAUGCCCUUAUCUCUGCUCUCAUUUUUAUUUUAUUGAUUUCAGCAACACUAAAUUGUUGCAAUCGCUUCUAGGUUUAAUCAGUUUCCUUGGUUUUGUUGAAGAAUAAAAAGCACAUUACUUUGAGCUUAAGAGUGA
Arvicanthis niloticus (Nile rat) is the source of this 1477-nucleotide messenger RNA. RefSeq names its product carboxypeptidase B2 (gene Cpb2). Gene Ontology annotation, biological process: proteolysis; fibrinolysis. The record is from RefSeq and is a predicted model, not a curated record. Gene Ontology annotation, molecular function: zinc ion binding; metallocarboxypeptidase activity. Lineage: Eukaryota; Metazoa; Chordata; Mammalia; Rodentia; Muridae.